Molecule: messenger RNA, 6475 nt
Organism: Notolabrus celidotus (New Zealand spotty)
Lineage: Eukaryota; Metazoa; Chordata; Actinopteri; Labriformes; Labridae
Gene: ammecr1
Product: AMMECR nuclear protein 1
Exons: 6
Coding region: 1048-2058 (336 amino acids)
Source: RefSeq, a predicted model, not a curated record
GUAGCAAGUGGGCGCAACACAGUUUCUGAAUCCGCUUCCGGAGUGCCGACGACACCGAUGCCCACAGACUGAUCACAGGGCUUUUACCCGAACAGCACUGAAUGGUAGCAGCUGAAAGACGGGUGCGGAGCGAGGGUUGCCAAACCCGGAGGAUUUCUCACGGGUUACGGACUAGAAUGCUCUUCUAUAUGUAUCCCCAUACAUGGAUGACAGCCUCCAAACAAUCCUUAACAGAAAACUUUCAGCUCUACAUCUGAAGCGGGGGUGUUAUUGAGAUUUUCUGAAAGCCGGUCCAAGAGCAGACAUGAUGCAGGUGCAAACUGUGGGCUAACGGUGGUACUGAAAUGACUUGCUCGGCCGGCGCUGACGCGUUUCAUUGUGCCAUGCCAACCCCGCAUUGUCAGAUGCCAUUUUACUCUGCGUUAUCCCAGCGUCUGGAAUUCCAACAAACUGGGCCUGUUGUGUAAUUAGAAGUUCGUGAGGCUGUCGCAAACAAGCUGGUGCAAUGAGAAGCUACGCUGCCCCAGACAUUGUGCGCAAUUUGUGCUGAAGCUUAUGGGUCCUGCGUACUCAAGCUCCCGGCUUCCACUUGGAGAGGUGUGCUGCGGGGCUACAGCGCACUGGCUGUCGGCUUCACAUCUGGACCGCUUUGGUACUGUCAUCUGCGGCCUGUUCGGACUGUGCACUCCCUGAACUUGUGAUUAUACUGGGAACUGACGGAUGGUGUCGUGUUAGAGGGAAGGGGUGAUUAUUUUGGCCUGGACUUGACGUUAUCGGUGAUCCACUGGAACACCGAGGUCCAAAGCUGGACUGGCAGACUACUCAUGGAAAAAACGCUCAUCCAGCUAUGGAUUUUGCGUAGCGAAGUCACGCAUUUUUAAAGGCAACGCUAGGGUGACAUUGCAGUCUUCUCACCAUAUCGGUUAUUUCGUCGUCCGACAAAAAAAUAAAAGAGUGAAAGUGGAGUAUUGUCCGUCGUACGUAUCAACGCAGUGGGAUUUCUACGUCUGGUCGGCGUUCCCCCCCACCCUUCCCGCGGUGACGGUUAUGGGUCGGAAGCGGUGUGUCGGUGCAGAUUGUUCCAAGAUGGCGGCCGGGUGCUGCGGGGUGAAGAAGCAGAAACUGUCGGGAUCGCCCGGGUCGGGGGGUCCCGGCGGGGUGGGGGCGGGAAGCGGGGUGGCAGGAACCGGACAUUGUGGCUCGGAGCUGGGGAUUGGCUCCUCGGCGACCGUAGCAGCAGCGGCGAACGUGAGCAGAGCCAACGGCCUGGGGGGACCCGGGGGUAACGUUAGCGGCAGCAGCAGUAGUAGUGGUGGUGGUAGCAGUGGCACGAACGCUCUGUCCCCAGCCCCGGCCGGUUACACUUCAUCCGGCCUCUCCCCGAAUCUCAGCGCGGGACCUGGUUCGGGAAGUGGAGGCAGAAAAAUGGUCGUCUCCGCGGAGAUGUGCUGCUUCUGUUUUGACGUGCUUUAUUGCCAUCUGUACGGAUACCAACCUCCGAGAACACCCAGGUUUACAAACGAUCCCUACCCGCUGUUUGUCACAUGGAAAAUAGGCAGAGACAAGCGGUUGAGGGGUUGUAUAGGUACAUUUUCUGCCAUGAAUCUGCACUCAGGACUCAGGGAGUACACCCUUACCAGUGCCCUUAAAGACAGCCGCUUUCCCCCAAUGACGAGGGAUGAGCUGCCUCGCCUCUUCUGCUCAGUGUCUCUUCUCACCAACUUUGAAGACGUCGGUGAUUACCUUGACUGGGAGGUGGGUGUUCACGGUAUUAGGAUAGAGUUUUUCAAUGAAAAAGGAUCAAAGCGCACCGCCACCUACCUACCAGAGGUUGCAAAGGAGCAAGGUUGGGACCACAUUCAAACCAUAGAUUCCUUACUACGAAAGGGAGGCUACAAAGCUCCCAUCACAAAUGACUUCAGGAAGACCAUUAAGUUAACCAGGUACCGUAGCGAGAAGAUGACAAUGGGUUAUGCAGAGUACAUCGCCCACCGCCAGCACCAUCACUACCAGAAUGGCAUCGGGCACCCUCUACCACCCUACAACCAUUAUUCCUGACAGCGAGCCGCAUGACCAAUCAUUGGACCUCUCCGCGGACCUUUUCCCAGGAGAGCCCGCCCCCUCCUGGUCUAGCUAUUUCUACUACUGUACCAUUUUAUGAUGAUAGUUUCCGUUGCCAUGCUGGCCGUCUUCCCUGACGUUGACAUGGCAACGGGUGGCAACGAAGCAUCAUUUGAUUACGGCAAGAAAUCCACUCUUCUUUUUCUUCGCCUGUGGUUAAGUUUUUGCAGCAUACGUAAACCCAUAUCUAUUCCCCCCUUCAUUCAUAUUUUUGACAGAUAAAACCAAUAUUAGAUUUUAUUAAUCUUACAGCAAAACUAAUCAGGUGUUUGAUUCUGUGGAUGGAAGGAAGUCUUUAAUAGGGUGGAUUAGUCUCACGCUUAUAUAUUGUUCAGGCUUUUGCUUCGAUUUAACAUUUACUAAAAGUAACUCUUUAAUUUUACUCUCCUGACAUGUAAACCAUGUAGCAAGGCCACUGCAGUUCUCAAAGGCUGUGUCGUCUCUAUUCUGAUUCCUCUCAAAAAAAAGAAAAGAAAUAGAGUGACGUUGAGGUUGUGUUCGCCUUGAAAUCUCUUGUAGUGAUGUAGUUGGGGCUUUAUAAUGGGAUCUGUGUACUCCAAAGUAUAGCUUGUAGGAUUGUGAUGCCCUCUGACCAGCCUUAACUGGCAGUGUUUAGUGUUGAAUCUCACAAUCAUGUGUGUAUUUCUGUGUGUGGAUAUAGAUAUUGCUCUGUCACCAAAUUGAAACCUGUAGGAGAAAUUAGAAAUUGGAGUUCUACCGCAAAGUUUCCCCUCUGAGAUAUUUGACGCCCUGUUCCUGAGUAUUUGAAGUGUUUUGUGUUGGACCUGUAAACCUUGAACUGCGUAUUUUAGGCUAGAACUUUAGCUUUGCUUUCUUCUUUUUUGUUUGAUGAGCUUUUCCAAAUUUAAAUGUGGAGGAAGCCAUUUUGUCAGGGGAUAAAGAAGUCCACACAGGUGAUUCGUUGAUGUAAAAACAGGUUAAAGUGGUUCUGACUGAUUUGCUUUGGAGAGGUGGAGCAGGCGUAACUACAGGUCCCAAGACAAAAAAAAAAAAACAAGCAUGAGAAGUGCUUUGAUUUAAAUGUUCUCUGUCUGUUGGUUUGUGAGUUUACUGGCAGGGAGUCACUCGACAGGGACAUGCUUUUACUACUCGAAGCCAUAUUCUCUUCUUACUCUACACUCUGUAAAGUAGUCUGCUGUUUGGCUUGAAGUGUUUGCAUUCGGUGCCACUCAACUGGUAGCCUCUGAUGUUUUCACUCUUCAACCUCUGAAUGCAAACUUCUUACACCAGCCAGCCUCAGACGAGGCUGCACCACUGAAUGCUACUCGUCACACCUGGCGGUUUUCACUCAUCAGUCACAGGUCACGCGUAUUGACUGUGUCGUCGUAGAAACAUUGUCUUGCCUCAUCAGAUUAUAGCUAACCAUUGUCACUCGUCCACUAAGUAUGAUGUAUUAAAAAACUGUCAUUUUUGAAUGAAGACACACCACUGAGACGCACAAUGAAAGUGAUCUGACACCUUUGUGUCAUUACAAAGUGCAUGUCAUUGUGCAGAUAGUUGAUUUAGUUGUUGAAAGCGCACCUCCACCCUUCUCUCUCUAAACUCUCUGCUGUUCAUUGAGAUCCCGUCGUCACAGGAAGUGUUUCGCUCUGUGCUCUGUUUUGUCAGCUGUCUGGCACUAGGUUAGAGCAAACACAGUCGACUUAGUCAGAGCUGAGUCUUUGCAUGGGGCCAAGCGGCUCGCAGUUAAAGGUCUACACAUAAAAAAGCCAGGGCUUUGUCAAGGACUUAAGAAGCCAUCUCCCACCCUGAUAUGUGUCAUCGUUGUGAAUCACAUCCACACACACAUUAGGCUAGUUGGAUUUCCUUUCCAGAAUGUUUGAGGGGUCACGUUGUGUGACCAGCUCGCUUUGUGGAUCAGUUUUAGUUUUGGUAACUGGAACAUUUUUUGAGAGGUUUUUGUUACUCGACCAACAUCUUUCUUUGUAACAGCCUUUACUAACUGACAGGUUAUGUUUUUUCUUUAUGCAAAAACGUCAAGGGCUUUUGGCACUCCAUCCACAGUAACCCGAAAUGACCCAGAUUUAAGUUGUGUUGCCUUAAAUGAAUGAUUUAACGAACGGUGGGGCCAGUAGAUGACGCUCUGAGUGUUCCUCUGUCCCGUGGUCUGUUUGUUCCCCGACUCAUCUUCACACCACAGUGCAGGAAAGGAACUCACAUGAUGUUUUCCUCACUUGAAUGCGAUACAACGUUGUUAUGGAGGCUCCUGUAUGCCUGCUGCCUCCUGUUUCCUCGUCUUAUUCAGCUGCUGGUCCUCAACUCUUUCACCUCUGAAAGCCCCUCAUACACUCAUACUCUAAAAAAAAAUAGUCAGACACUGUGGUGGUGUUACUCCAAACCCAUGGGUGAAAAGCUAAUGUAUCCUUUAAAGAGAAAAGACACUACAUAAAGACCCAGAGGAACAGUCAGGCGCUCAUUUCUUGCUCCAUUAAAUACAGCACAACCUGAAUUUUUCUGCUGCAAAACCAAAUUGACCAUGCUCUUUUACAUAUAUGUCUUUGUAUACACAUGCAAUGUCUUCAGUUGCAUGUAUGUAUGAGUAUGAGACCUAUGGUUUUAUCCAUGAUAUGCUUGAUCUAUGGCUUAGACACUCUUAUUAACCAUUAAGAGAUUUAAAAGACAAAUAUGGUGCUAUCGGACCUCAUAUUGGGGUGGUCACAGCUCGUGACUGGUCAUGCGGACUCAUUGAUCAUAUCAUACUUAAAGAUGCUGCAUGUAAGAUUUUCUCUGUGGUAUUUGGCUGUGAAAUACGUCAUGACGACACGUUUCAAACCUGAAGGAUGUGUUCAUCACCGUUAAACAGUAGCCCCUUUUAUUCUGUCCAAUGUGGGUGAUUUUUGGGAUCAAUUCCCUAUGGGAAAACAGACUGAUAUCUAUGACAUAAUGAAGGAGGAGGAGUCCCUGCAGCAAACCCAUCACAGGGGCUGUGAAUGUACUGUCAGUGGUCGUUAUUUCAUUUGAGCAGCCAUACGAUAAGAGAAAAUCCUACAUGUGUUACCUUUACUAUCCUUGAUAUAUGCAGAUCUGUUCAACAGGUGUUUAUUUUUUUUUCCUACCAGUGCAAGUCAACACCCGUUGCAGGUUUGAAAGGACAAGAAGUCACACGUAGCCUCCCCCCCCCAAUCCCCGUCGAUACCCCCUCCCCACACUGUGGCCCGACCUCAUGGCCUAGUUUGUCCAGGCGUGACGUGUGUGUCGUUCAGUAGAAGGUGGCAGUAGUAGUAGUAGUGCUCGUUGCCUCUCCUGGAAAACCAGAGGCUGCUUAUUUUCCGAGCACAUCCUCCGUUUUCCUCUAGCUGCUGAAUCGUUUGACCUCUUCUGAAAAAAGAAAAGUCUGAGACGUCAAAGUGAAAGGCCUCGUCAGGUAGGCCUUCACUGUCGCUCUCAGACGGCGUUUGAAGGUGAGCAACUCCUCUAAUGGGACACAGAGUUAAUGUUUUACGUAGAACACGUAGGAUUCUAGUCGUGCUUCUGUACUGAUCAACUGUUUUUGACAGCAUUGAUACCUCAUGGGACGUUAUGGAACGACAUUAGUAGUUUGUUGUAGCAGAUCGUGUUUUGGUUCCAUACCAGGGUUAGAGUUCAGCCUCAGCAUUCCCAGCGUGGUCAUUCUCAUAUUUCGAGGAAUGCUCAAGCUCAUGUUACCUUCGUAUGUUUGACUGAACCAAAGAUGCCAGCGGCCAUGCCCAAAUGCUGCUCUUCAGGCUUGGCUUCCUGUCCUUCCAAAAGACACCCCUGCAAUUGACAAAAAAAUGUUUUAUGUCUUUUUUUUUUUUUUUUGUGCGAUUUCUCAACUGUCUUGACUUAUUGAGCAACCCAAUUUUUCAAUGAAUUUUCAUUGAGUCUAUCUCUGAAGCUGCUCAUGGCGUCACAGAUGGUUUAAAAAAAUGGUUGCAUAUUGUUGUUACUUGUUUUGUUUAUUAUUAUUAUUAUUAUUAUUAUUAUUAUUAGCAGUAGUAUUGCUAUAAUUUACAAAAAUGAAAAUCCCAUGGUGUGCCUCCUAGCUUUAUGGGUUUAUAAAUGUUUUUUUCCCUAAAGACCAGCAGUUAUACUUUGUAUAAAAGAUGGAUUUUUCCUUAUUUUUUAUGCCAUUAAAGAUAAAAAAAAGCCUGUUUUCUUUACUCUGGACCCAGUAGCUGCACUGGUAUACAAUCGCACUGAUAGAUGAAUAAAAAAAAAAGAAUAAAUGAAUCAAUAAUAAUAAUGAUAAUGACAAAUGAAAUAAGAACUACAAUAAACUUGUGUUUGAAACUUUUAUUAUAAAACUUUAAAAAGCAAAUAAAAAAAGAAAAUGACUGUUUUUGUACAUCAAAAUAAAUUCUUUUCAAAAGAA